Fusarium redolens is the source of this 1143-nucleotide messenger RNA. RefSeq names its product S-adenosyl-L-methionine-dependent methyltransferase. Bases 1 to 1143 code for a protein of 380 amino acids. The transcript is spliced from 4 exons. The record is from RefSeq and is a predicted model, not a curated record. Gene Ontology annotation, molecular function: methyltransferase activity. Lineage: Eukaryota; Fungi; Ascomycota; Sordariomycetes; Hypocreales; Nectriaceae.
AUGCCAGAGACUGAUAGUCACUCUUUCUCUCUCAUUUCCGAGCCGGGUAUUGAGACAAUAUACACCCCAACGGACCAAGACACGGAUGAGUAUGAAUUCGUGUUUGACGAUUCUCGUUCUGAAUGCUUGCAACGGGACGAUGAUUCAAGCUGUUGCACUUCAUUAGCAGCCAGCAUAUUCGACUAUGAGCACUCUCAUGGCCGACGUUAUCACGCCUAUUUGGCUGGCAGAUAUCCGCUACCCAAUGACGAAGGCGAGCAGUAUCGCGAACUAGCUGAGCAUUUCCUGAUGCAGCAACUUCUGGUAUGUCAAGAUACUCGGGCAACGGUCAAAGUAAAGCAAAGGCUAACCAUCUGGUUGAUACAGAAUGGUAAACUCUUUUUGUCCGAGGUUGGCAAAGAUGCGAAGAAAAUAAUCGAUCUCGGGACAGGAAAUGGGGCAUGGGUGAUAGACGUGGCCGAUGAGUAUGACAAGACGAGCGUGAUAGGAACCGAUCUAUCACCUAUUCAACCCAAAUCAAUGCCCCCAAAUGCAUCUAUGUUUGUUGAAGACUGCGAGGAUCCCUACUGGGCCAAUGGUAAGGACUUUGAUAUGGUCCACCUCAGGGGAAUGGUCGGGUUUCUUCUUGAUCUGGACACAAUGGUUGCUAAUGCCCACGAACACCUGAAGGAGGGCGGAUGGAUCGAGUUCCAAGAUUUCGACUACACAGUUCGCUGCGAUGAUGGCACCAUGCAGAAAGAUGAUCCCUUGCGAGUUUUCUUCGAUACCUGCGCUCAGGGGAUACGAAAAUACGGCUAUACCAACUUUGGUAAGAAAGACGUUCGAAAAACUCUCAUAGCCGCCGGCUUCACUCGAGUUCAGGCGGUGAGUGAGAAAGUGCCCAUCUCAUGCUGGCCACAAGAUGAAGGAAUGAAAGAUUUGGGGAAGUUGAUGGAAGUCAACGUCUUGGAUCUGAUCGGUUCGAUGGCUGUAAAGCCGUUGAAUGCCUUAGGAAUACCAGAAGAGAAGCGAAAAGAGAUGGUAUCUCAGGCUUGUAUGAGCCUCAAGAAUGAUAAAGCUCAUCGAUAUAUGAACUGUCGUAUCAUUUAUGGCCAGAAGAAUGGGGACCAAGGCUCUGUGGCUAGCCUUGGUUUUGAUUCGUGA